AUGUCGAAACCAAUGGGACUCCUAUGGCUGCCUUUGAUCUUCACCCCAGUGUGUGUCAUGUUGAAUUCCAACUUCCUCCUUUGGAUAACUGCACUGGCUAUAAGAUUUACUCUCAUUGAUGGCCAAGCACAAUACCCAGUUGUUACCACGAAUUACGGCAAAAUACGUGGUUUAAGAACACCUUUACCAAAUGAGAUCCUUGGUCCAGUGGAGCAGUACCUGGGUGUUCCUUAUGCUUCUCCUCCGACUGGAGAAAGGCGAUUUCAGCCCCCGGAGCCACCAUCAUCCUGGACAGGUGUCCGCAACGCCACGCAAUUUGCCGCCGUCUGCCCCCAGUACCUGGAUGAGAGGUCACUGCUCAACGACAUGCUGCCAGUCUGGUUUACAGCCAAUCUGGAUACUGUGGUGACAUAUGUUCAAGAUCAGAAUGAAGACUGUCUGUAUUUGAAUAUCUAUGUGCCCACAGAGGAUGGAGCCAACACAAAGAAAAGCGCAGAUGAUAUAACCAGUAAUGAUCGUGGUGAAGAUGAAGACAUUCAUGAUCAGAACAGCAAGAAACCUGUUAUGGUCUACAUCCAUGGUGGAUCUUACAUGGAGGGUACUGGAAAUAUGAUUGAUGGCAGCAUUCUUGCAAGCUAUGGAAAUGUCAUUGUUAUCACUCUCAAUUACAGGCUGGGUGUUCUAGGUUUUUUAAGUACCGGGGACCAAGCUGCAAAAGGCAAUUAUGGAUUGCUUGACCAAAUCCAAGCUUUACGUUGGAUUGAAGAAAAUAUUGGAUCUUUUGGAGGAGACCCAAAAAGAGUUACUAUUUUUGGAUCUGGGGCAGGAGCUUCCUGUGUCAGUCUCCUGACACUCUCUCACUAUUCAGAAGGUUUGUUCCAAAAGGCAAUCAUACAGAGUGGAACAGCUCUUUCCAGCUGGGCAGUAAACUACCAGCCUGCCAAGUACACUCGGAUACUGGCAGAUAAAGUGGGCUGUGACAUGCUGGAUACUACUGAUUUGGUUGAAUGUCUACGGAAUAAGAAUUACAAAGAACUCAUUCAACAGACCAUCACUCCAGCCACUUACCACAUUGCCUUUGGGCCUGUGAUAGAUGGAGACGUGAUUCCAGACGACCCUCAGAUUCUCAUGGAGCAAGGGGAAUUCCUUAACUAUGAUAUAAUGCUGGGUGUGAAUCAAGGGGAAGGCUUAAAAUUUGUGGAUGGCAUUGUAGACAAUGAAGAUGGUGUUUCCCCCAAUGAUUUUGACUUUUCUGUCUCCAAUUUUGUGGACAAUCUCUAUGGUUAUCCAGAAGGGAAAGAUACACUGCGAGAGACCAUUAAAUUCAUGUACACUGACUGGGCAGACAAAGAAAACCCUGAAACAAGACGGAAGACUCUGGUUGCUCUUUUUACAGACCACCAGUGGGUUGCUCCAGCUGUUGCUACUGCUGAUCUGCAUGCCCAGUAUGGAUCUCCAACAUAUUUCUAUGCAUUUUAUCACCAUUGCCAAAGUGAAAUGAAACCCAACUGGGCCGAUUCAGCUCAUGGUGAUGAAGUCCCUUACGUGUUUGGGAUUCCUAUGAUUGGCCCCACAGAACUGUUCAAUUGCAACUUUUCCAAGAAUGAUGUCAUGCUCAGUGCAGUUGUUAUGACAUACUGGACUAACUUUGCCAAAACCGGAGAUCCAAACCAGCCUGUCCCACAGGACACAAAGUUCAUCCACACAAAACCAAACCGUUUUGAAGAGGUGGCCUGGUCCAAAUACAAUCCUAAAGACCAGCUUUACCUGCAUAUUGGCCUGAAGCCCCGAGUUCGUGAUCACUACCGAGCAACAAAAGUCGCUUUCUGGUUGGAACUCGUACCGCACCUUCACAACCUGAACGAGAUAUUUCAGUAUGUUUCCACAACAACUAAAGUCCCCCCUCCUGACAUGACAUCAUUUCCUUACGUGACCCGACGUUCACCUGGCAAAUUGUGGCCAGCCACCAAACGUCCUGCCAUGACACCCGCCAACAACCCCAAACAUUCAAAAGACACCCACAAAACAGCUCCAGAGGACACGACGGUUCUGAUAGAGAAUAAGCGCGAUUACUCCACAGAGCUGAGCGUUACUAUUGCUGUGGGAGCAUCCUUACUGUUCCUCAAUAUUUUAGCUUUUGCUGCACUGUACUACAAGAAGGACAAGCGGCGUCACGAGACCCACAGGCGCCCCAGCCCCCAGAGGAACACAACCAAUGACAUCGCACACAUACAAAAUGAAGAGAUUAUGUCACUGCAGAUGAAACAGCUGGAACAUGAUCAUGAGUGUGAAUCCCUGCAGGCCCAUGACACACUGAGACUCACCUGCCCACCUGACUACACCCUUACUUUGAGAAGGUCCCCAGACGACAUCCCGCUAAUGACACCCAACACCAUAACCAUGAUCCCAAAUACAUUAACAGGAAUGCAGCCUUUGCAUACUUUCAACACCUUCAGUGGAGGACAAAACAGUACAAAUUUGCCCCAUGGACAUUCGACCACUAGGGUAUAG
Molecule: messenger RNA, 2511 nt
Organism: Calypte anna (Anna's hummingbird)
Lineage: Eukaryota; Metazoa; Chordata; Aves; Apodiformes; Trochilidae
Gene: NLGN4X
Product: neuroligin 4 X-linked
Exons: 6
Coding region: 1-2511 (836 amino acids)
Biological process (GO): presynaptic membrane assembly; modulation of chemical synaptic transmission; neuron cell-cell adhesion
Cellular component (GO): postsynaptic specialization membrane; synapse; cell surface
Molecular function (GO): signaling receptor activity; neurexin family protein binding
Source: RefSeq, a predicted model, not a curated record